Messenger RNA from Microstroma glucosiphilum, 376 nucleotides. RefSeq lists its product as hypothetical. The coding region runs from base 45 to 308 and encodes 87 amino acids. The transcript has a single exon. The record is from RefSeq and is a predicted model, not a curated record. NCBI's taxonomy places the organism in Eukaryota, Fungi, Basidiomycota, Exobasidiomycetes, Microstromatales, Microstromataceae.
GGCGCUUGGCAGCAGCACGAGUGUUUCGGAAUUGGGCGGCGGCGAUGCAGGGUGGACAUGACACCUGGGUGUGCCUGGCGAGCCUUCCAGCUGCUGCACUUGUGUCUGCCUAUACACCCGCUCAUCUCACGAGUGUUGGAGAUCCAGAGCAUACACGGCCAGCUCUCGACAAAGUCAGUGACGAAUCGUCUUUACACUCGCCCUUGAUCACCAUCGCAGCAUCUACCCUCUCCUCCCGCGGUACGCCUGCAGCUGCGACUUGCAAUCGUGACUGGCGCAGGUCAGACAUCAGCAUAGAAGCAGUGUGACGGUGUGACUUGGGGCCCCUUCGCUGCUUACUGGGAAAACCUCGUCUGAGGAGCAGACGAAGAGCAAG